Periconia digitata is the source of this 1176-nucleotide messenger RNA. The record is from the annotation of a GenBank genome assembly. Lineage: Eukaryota; Fungi; Ascomycota; Dothideomycetes; Pleosporales; Periconiaceae.
AUGUCAGGAUACGGAAACAACUACCAGCAAGGCGGGGGUUAUCCUUCGCAGCAAGGAGGUUAUGGGCAGGACCAGAACUACAAUAACAACCACAACAACAACGGCGGUUACGGUCAGCCCCAAGGGCAAGCUGCCGACUAUUACGGUGGUGGUGGUCAGCCUCAGGGCCAUGGUCAACCUCAUGGCUACGGCCAACAGCCCCAAAACUAUGGCCAAUCUCAAGGCUACGGCCAGCAGGAUGGGCAGGGCUACGGCCAGGAACCACCUCAAUAUCAGCAAUACCCGUCGACAGCAACCCACUCGUCCAAUUCGGGACGCAAUUCGCACAACCAAGGAGAGCAGAACCAGUACGGAGGCGAGGGCGAUCCCGAGGGAGACCGUGGAAUCAUGGGCGGUAUUGCCGGAGGGGCCGCAGGUGCCUUCGGUGGUCACAAGCUAGGAGGAAAGGCCGGCCACGGCACGGCAGGCACGAUCAUCGGAGCCCUCUCGGGUGCUUUCGCUGGCCAUAAGGCUCAAGACGCUGCCUCGGACUGGAAACAUGAACACGACGAUAAGAAGGAGAAGGAGAAGGAAGAGGAGAAAUGGCGCAAGCAGCAGGAAGAGCAGCAGAAGUAUCAGCAGCAACACGGCGGCCACCACGGCUCGAACCACAACAACGAUCACCGCACCCGCGGUAACUUCGGCGGCAACUUCACCGAUUCAUCCCGCGACAUUCGUCUUGAUGCCCACGGCGACUACACCUUGCACGCGCAGUGUCGUACGUUCGAUGGCUCGUAUCAGUCGAGCUCGAUCAGCCUGAACCAGAUCAUCGAGAACGACGGCGGUAGCUUCCGGUGGUCUGGUGGAAACAGCAACGGCGCUUCCACAUACACGGUGCAGCAGGGCGACACGCUUCGGGCUAUCGCCGCCAGAUUCUCCCACUGCUCGUAUGAGGAUCUCGCGAGACACAACAACAUCAGCAACCCCGAUAUGAUAUACCCGGGGCAGAACUUGCAGGUGCCCGGCGGAGGUACGAGAGGUGGCGGCAACUUUGGCGCAUCGGCCAGGAACGUCAGGCUUGCCGACGGCGGACAGAAGCUUGAGGGUGACUUGGAGAGGAACGGCGAUUGGCACUCGAGGUCGAUUAUCUUGGAUGAGAGGAUCGCCAAUAGGAAUGGGUGCUUGGAGUUUGUGUAA